GUGACUUCUGAUUGCGGGGAGAGAGCAGGAAAUGUCUACAAUGCAAUGUGUGCUGGGAAGAGGAUGAGUCUUUCAUAGCAGGGCAACCCAACGAUGCCGAGUAUAUUCUCCUACCAGAGCUCUGAAAUUGACUGGUGUGAAAACAACUUUGUGCGCUCGCCGAUCAUCGCAGAGUACUACAACACGGUCAGCAAUGUAUGCUUCUUCAUCCUUUCGGCUGCCCUGCUCCACCUGAACCGGCAGUACUGCCAGCAGCGCACCGUGCCCAUGUACUUCAUCUCUGGCCUUCUCCUCUGCGUAGGUAUCUUCUCCAUGUACUUCCACAUGACCCUGAGUUACGUGGGACAACUCUUGGAUGAGCUCUCCAUCCUCUGGACGCUGGCUGUGGCAUAUUCGUUUUGGUACCCAAGGGCUCACUUCCCCAGGUGCAUCAAAAGCAGGAAGCAAUUCUACUGGUUGGGUGGUGUCACCACCGUGAUCACCACCUUGAUGUCCUUCAUCAAACCAUCCAUCAAUGCCUAUGCGCUCAACUGCAUCGCCUUCCACCUGCUGUACCUGACCUGGCGCGAGCUGAAAAAGUGCAAUGACCAACGUGUUCACCGGAUGGCCAAAGCCAUGGUGGUGUGGUGGGUGCUGGCCAUCACCAGCUGGUUAAGUGACAGAUGGCUUUGCUGGCUCUGCCAGGCGAUCAACUUCCCUUAUUUCCACAGCUUCUGGCACGUGCUGAUAGCUGUGUCCCUCCUCUACUGCUUCCCACUGGUCAUGUACUUUGACGUCACCUAUGAGAUGCCAGCAUUCAAGCCAAAACUGGGAUAUUGGCCCAGUGACUCCUGGCCCAUCGUGGUGCCUUACAUUGCCUUGGAGGAGCCUCACAAGCAGUGCUAGAGCCAGCUGCGUCCUUCGGGCAUGGGGUGUGAUGCACACAUGUGCAUCUGCACGGGGAACACCUCAGCUGUGUGCCUGCUC
This is a messenger RNA of Lagopus leucura (white-tailed ptarmigan), 966 nucleotides long. RefSeq names its product alkaline ceramidase 1 (gene ACER1). The record is from RefSeq and is a predicted model, not a curated record. Gene Ontology annotation, molecular function: hydrolase activity, acting on carbon-nitrogen (but not peptide) bonds, in linear amides. The transcript is spliced from 7 exons. Bases 94 to 885 code for a protein of 263 amino acids. Gene Ontology annotation, biological process: ceramide metabolic process. Lineage: Eukaryota; Metazoa; Chordata; Aves; Galliformes; Phasianidae. Gene Ontology annotation, cellular component: membrane.